AUGGGAUACAGCCGGCGACGACCACGAAAGGCGUGGGUAGAAAAGACACCCAGGGAACUUGUGGAGGGACUUGAAGAGCUCAAGCGAGAUGUCAAGCGGUCCAAGUUCUACGACUUCUUCCAAACCCAUCUCCAACAGACUCUAGAGAAACACAGCACCAAGGAGUUUGCAGAUAUCCAAUGUCUGGCAUUGGGCAAGCCUGCAGAGGACGAAGGAGUGCGAUACCAGCUGGUAUUGUUGCUUUUGCUGGCCGAAGAGCUCAAGAUCCCUCUGGACAAGGUAGUCUGUACAGAACCUAUGUUCACGGCUCGAGAUGAGGAAAUGCUCAAGCUGUUAGGAAUGAAGACCGUGACAGGGAUGUGGGAUCCUGAUUUCAGAACGAAGGAUGUAGAGGAGGAAACAAAAUCUGUGAAAUCAGAUACACAAAAGGCUGACAUGGAAGACACAACAGACAUAGCCGCAGAAUCUGGUGACAUCGAAGAUCUGACCAAAAGCAUUUCCGAGGUGAAACUUCAGCCGACAGAGUCUUUCAUCUACGCACCUCAUGCACCUGUGAACGUCAAUGAACUGCUCUUCAUCAAUGCAGACUUCAUUGUGGCCAACUAUCUCGGAUCCUAUGACACUCGGUUUGGAGAUGACGAGUUCAAGCAGAAGUACCCUGCUCUGAGCACGAUACUACAGUCUGAAAAAGACCUGAAGUGUGAGUGGGAGAUGAUCGAGAUUCCUGAUAAACUGUCCAAGGGCGAAGCUUGGGCUGUGGCGUACAAUGGAUUUGGUAUUCAUCGAAAGGAGAGAAAGGCAGCUGCAGCGGAGGAGAGGGAAGAGAAGGAAAAGACGCUGAAGGAGUAA
This is a messenger RNA of Yarrowia lipolytica CLIB122, 849 nucleotides long. RefSeq lists its product as uncharacterized. Lineage: Eukaryota; Fungi; Ascomycota; Dipodascomycetes; Dipodascales. Gene Ontology annotation, biological process: microtubule-based process. The record is from RefSeq and is a predicted model, not a curated record. Gene Ontology annotation, cellular component: cytoplasm; nucleus.